UUUUAUUCUUCUUAUAUUAAUUUUAUUUUCUUCAAACUCAGAGAAUCACAUUCACAUCUGCUCAAAUCCCUCCUUCUCCUCUCCAAGUUUUCCUUUCAAUUCUCUAUUACGGAUUCCGAAUAUUCAUUUAAUAUCACUUGAUCUAGUUUUCAUAGUGUAUGUUUUUUAACAGUUGAUUUCAAUCACACGUGUCAGGAUUGCAGCAUUUAAAUUCCUAAGUUAAAUGAAGAGAUAGAGAGAAAAAGGUAUUGCAGGUCAUGUUGGCAAUUGGAUGAAGAUGUAGGAGGAUGCGCAGCUUUUUAUGCGUGGAUGGUGUGUAAGGAUAUAUCGCACUCCGUUGGUUUUCAAUACAGCUUUAAUUUCUCAGUAUUAGAUGCUCGUUAGAGUCGUUAAGUAGAGAGCGCUGGAGCCAACUAAAUAUUUUGCCUUAAACAAGUCAAUUAUUGUUCAAAAUUAAGAGUUCCUAUUGUGCAUUGUAAUUCCUAAAUUAUCUAAUGCGCAAUAACCCUGGCACUUCUAUGAUUCCACUAAGCGGAUUUUGUUUGAGAUCGACUAUUUAUAAAUUCGACAUCUUUCACAAGAUCUCUGAGAUCUUUCUGAAAUAAAUUAAUGUUGGAAUGCCGGCGUCCUAUUGUCAAUUUUACCGUGUUUACUAUUCUGAUAAAUAUAGUUCUCAUGAAAAUGGGAGGUCAUCAAUCACGAAGUGUAUCCUUACCUGGAGAAGAAGUCAAUUUCAACCAUUUUCAAGUGCUUCGAGCAAUAGGAAAAGGGAGUUUUGGCAAAGUAUGCAUCGUAAAAAAAGGAGAACACAGUGGCGAAAUGUAUGCAAUGAAGUACAUGCAUAAAACCGAGUGUGCAAUGAGGGGUGCAUUAAAAAAUGUAGCUCGAGAGGUGGAAAUCAUGUCGAAAUUGGAGCAUCCUUUUCUCGUAAAUCUCUGGUUUAGUUUUCAAGAUGAAGAGGAUUUUUUUAUGGUGACUGAUCUACUUCUUGGUGGAGAUUUGAGAUAUCAUAUUCAGCAACAAGUACGAUUUUCUGAAGAAAGCGUUAUCUUAUUCAUAGCAGAGAUCGCUUUGGCUUUGGAUUAUUUGAAGAGUAAGAAGAUUAUUCAUAGGGAUAUAAAACCCGAUAACAUUUUACUGGAUGAAGAAGGACAUGCCCAUGUAGCUGACUUCAAUGUUGCAACAAUGCUGGAGGAUAAUGAAUUGGCGACGUCGAUGUCUGGGACCAAACCAUACAUAGCUCCAGAGAUUUAUAUGUGUUCCUGUGAGGCCUAUGGAGUCCAUGGAUACGGAUACUCAGUUGAUUGGUGGAGUCUGGGUGUUUUGGCGUGGGAGGCUCUUGAAGGUGUCCGACCAUUUCCUAUCCACUCCGGUACUAGUUCCAGAGAAGCUCUUCGAAUAAUGCAGGAUUACAGACCGGUUUUCUCUUCCAAAUGGAGUGUACCAAUGUCACAACUCCUUGAUAGCUUACUCACAUAUGAAUCUAAAAAACGUACAGCAUCUCUUCAGCAACUACAACAAGCAAAAGCUAUGAAUCAUUUAGACUUUGAUAAAGUACUUUGCAAAAAAAUUAAACCUAAAUUCACACCGUCCAAAAGCCAUCUAAAUUGUGAUCCUACCUUUGAGUUAGAGGAGAUGAUUAUUGAAGAGAGACCACUUCACAAGAAAAAAAAGAGGCUGGCAAAACAACGAUCGCUUAAAAGUCAAGAUCCUGAGAAUCAGAUAGAACAAUUUCCAGCCAAUGGUUUAGGAAUUAAUGUAUUGACUGAUCCUACUAGUCUUGCUUUUAUUCCAGAAUAUCCUGUUUAUAAUAGAGCACGUGAACUAGAGCAGCGACAAAAAGAAGAAAAAGAGAAACAGUGGGAGGAAGAACUUAAACUUGCUAUGGCAGAAGCUGAGAGCAAGUUAAAGUAAGUCUAUUUCAAAUCAAAUCAACAAAUAACAAAUAAACACCAAACAAUUUUGUCAUCAACUAAUAAUCAUUCUCAUUUUGAAAAUAUUUCAUUACAACCAAGAAGACUAUCUGGAGCUACAUCUUCAGAUAUUGAUUUUAUUGAUGCCAGCCCAGAAGUGUCUACCUCUUAACACCUUUUGCUAACUUGUUAUUAUUCUACAUAUUCUAAAUAUAUACAGAGUUCUUAUUAAGAACUUAUUGGAGGAUUUUAUCUUUACUUACAAAAAUCAAAACCUAAAGUGUAUGCUUCCUUAUAUUGAUACUUGAGAAGAUGAAAAAUAAUAUACAAAAAUGCACAAUUUACCUUUAAUAAUACUAUAUUUUAUAUGUUAAAUAAAAAAUUCACUAGCUAUUCAUAAUUAUGUAAA
This is a messenger RNA of Chelonus insularis, 2322 nucleotides long. RefSeq names its product serine/threonine-protein kinase 32A. Bases 610 to 1914 code for a protein of 434 amino acids. Gene Ontology annotation, biological process: protein phosphorylation. The record is from RefSeq and is a predicted model, not a curated record. Gene Ontology annotation, molecular function: ATP binding; protein kinase activity. The transcript has 8 exons. Lineage: Eukaryota; Metazoa; Arthropoda; Insecta; Hymenoptera; Braconidae.